This is a messenger RNA of Aspergillus versicolor CBS 583.65, 660 nucleotides long. RefSeq lists its product as uncharacterized. Bases 1 to 660 code for a protein of 219 amino acids. NCBI's taxonomy places the organism in Eukaryota, Fungi, Ascomycota, Eurotiomycetes, Eurotiales, Aspergillaceae. The record is from RefSeq and is a predicted model, not a curated record. The transcript has a single exon.
AUGAACAGCACCCAAUGGAUCGGCAUCGAAGCAUCAGGAACACUCCCCGUCCAAACCCACGUCACCGACCUAGACGCCCCCAAAUCCCGCCUCGUAGCCGAACACCUGGCCCGCUUUAUCGCCCAAGAAGGGAUAAAGACAUUCGAAAUCAGCAUCGGGUUCUGGAUACCGACUCGAGCAUGGCGAUGGCGCGUGGAGGCGCGCGAGCCCGUCUGGUCGAAGUUCGCGCUUGAACGACUACGGCAUGUGCAGGAUAAAUUCGCCGAUGUGGUCUGGACUCAUACGCUGCAGACGCGGUCGAUUGAUGAUCCGCAGUUCGGGAAUUGGAAGGAUUGGCUGGAUGAGUGUGGGAGAUGGAGGCAUGCGAGCCAUGUCUCGAUGUAUAGGGGUAUUGCGUUCCUGGAGAAGAGGGAUGGGGAGCUUUGGGGGGAUGAGAUUAGGGAUCUGCUUGCGCUGAAGGUGCAUGAUUUGCAGGUUAAGGGGCCGCUGCUUGGAUCGAGUAGAUUGGCGCCGGGGAGGGUGGACUGUGAGGCGUAUUUUGAGAUGGUGAUGAGGGAGUUGGUAGGGGAUGAAGGGGAAGGAGACGGGGAUACUGGGGAGGAGGCUAUUCAGAGGUCUGGCAUUUUGUAUAACAUGUUACGACGGCUUAAGCGCUUGUGA